Messenger RNA from Rotaria sordida, 1083 nucleotides. The record is from the annotation of a GenBank genome assembly. Lineage: Eukaryota; Metazoa; Rotifera; Eurotatoria; Philodinida; Philodinidae.
AUGUAUAAUGAAUUUAAACAAUAUGCUGUUGAAGAUGCUAAAACUGAUCAUCGAUAUGGUAUUGAAUGUCUAUUUCGAUUUUAUACAUAUGGUCUAGAAAAACAUUUUCGUCAACAUGUAUUUGAAGAUUUUCAACAAGAUACUCUUUGUGAUCAUGAAGCUGAUCAAUUGUAUGGUUUAGAAAACUUCUGGGCAUUUUUAAAAUAUUCUCGACAAAAACCAAAAAUUAAUUCAAAACUUGAAGAAAUUUUAAAAAAUUAUAAAAAUCUUGAAGACUUUCGUGUUGAUGGUGCAUCAUUUCCACGACAAUUUUUUUCAACAAAAUCAAGAAUUAUAACUGUUCCAGCACCCGAAGCAAUUACUGCUGCAGCAGCAAAGAACAGUGAAACAUCAAAUUCAUUAAAAAUCAGUGGUGAACAUUUUCCGACACGUAAUAAUCGUGAUCAAGCUCGACAAUCGAAUCGACGAACAAUAUCUGAACGUGUUUUAGGAAGAAUUGGUAUUGGUUUAGCUAUUGCUGGUGGUGUGAUUAAUUCUAUGCUUUAUAAUAUUAAUGGUGGUCAUCGAAAUGUUAUUUUUGAUCGCUUUCAAGGUGUUAAACUAGAUGUUAUUGAAGAAGGAACUCAUUUUAUGAUUUCAUGGCUUCAUAGACCAAUUAUAUUUGAUGUUCGUACACGACCACGAUCUGUUCCAUCAAUAACAGAAAUAAAAGAUUUACAAACAAUUAAUAUAACAUUACGUAUUCUUUAUCGAACAAGAGCUGAACUUUUACCAAAAAUUUUUACAAAUUUAGGUUUAGAUUAUGAAGAACGUGUGUUACCAUCAAUUACUAAUGAAAUUUUAAAAUCUGUUGUAAUGCAUUUAAGUUUUGAACCUGAAUUUACAAGCGCUGUUGAAUUAAAACAAGUUGCACAACAAGAUAUUGAAAAACAACGAUUUUCAGCUGAACAAAGUCGUCAAGCAAAUGUUAUUGCAGCAGAAGGUGUUGCUCGUACAGCUAAUUUGAUUGACAAAGCUUUAGAUGAAGCUGGUGAUGAUAAAUUUUCGAAUGUCUUUCAUUAUCUUGUCUUACUUUUGUUUUAA